AUGUGGUAUCAUUAUUGUUGCAAGCUGCUGGUGGAGGAAAUCCAAGGCGGUGGAACGCUUGAGAUGCUUCAUCUUGGUGAAAAAUUGAUCAUUGUUGGACUUUUUGUCCAGAUUGCAUUCUUUGGAUUCUUCAUUGCUGUUAUGGGGAAUUUCUUUAUUAGGUGUUCCAUGAAACCUGUCCAAGGUGCUAAAGCUCAAGAAUGCAGUUCGUCGUUUUGGCUCAAUUGGAAAUUUCUCUUGGCUGAAUUGACAUUGACAUCCUUGUUCAUCAUGGUACGAUCAAUCUACAGAGUCAUUGAGUAUCUCCAAGGAAAUGAUGGAGUUCUCAUCAGCGAUGAAAAGUACUUGUUCAUCUUGGAUUCAUCCAUGAUUUUCUUUGCCAUGGUGACAAUUCUCGUGGCUAAUAUCUCACAAUGGUUGAGCAAGCUGAGAUUCUGGCAAGAAAACGAUACUGCUCACGAGAUGUUGGGUUUUAUAAAGACUCCGUCUAUUUGA
Messenger RNA from Meyerozyma guilliermondii ATCC 6260, 495 nucleotides. RefSeq lists its product as uncharacterized. The coding region runs from base 1 to 495 and encodes 164 amino acids. NCBI's taxonomy places the organism in Eukaryota, Fungi, Ascomycota, Pichiomycetes, Serinales, Debaryomycetaceae. The transcript has a single exon. The record is from RefSeq and is a predicted model, not a curated record. Gene Ontology annotation, cellular component: membrane.